Molecule: messenger RNA, 1094 nt
Organism: Scaptodrosophila lebanonensis
Lineage: Eukaryota; Metazoa; Arthropoda; Insecta; Diptera; Drosophilidae
Product: protein grainyhead
Exons: 5
Coding region: 81-1094 (337 amino acids)
Source: RefSeq, a predicted model, not a curated record
GUCUCCAUUGCUUGUCCGCCUAUAAACAAAGUGAGGAUCGUAUUACAAAGCUUGGUAUAUUUGCAAACGGCAAACGAAAAAUGCCAAACCAUAAGGAAAUGUUCGAGGCCGUUGCCGCCCAAGCAGCGAAGCAGACAAAGGCGACCGGCACAGCCAACAUUGCCGAACAGCUGGCUUUGAAAAUCUGGCGUCCCACCCACAGCGACGCAGUGCUGGGCGUUCAUGAGCGCGAUAUCGUGUUAUCACCACCGAGCAGUGGACGCAGAGCUGGCAGUGGUGCCGCCGGCGGCCUCGGCUCCAAGUCUCUGUAUCAAGCCGAAAUAGAGCGUGCUCUCUACGGCGACACUACCGGACAUCCGAAACCCGAUGGUGAUGGCUACUACAAGGCUGCUCAGAAUUAUGCCCUUGCCGGCGAUAGCUUCUUGGACUUUCCCGAGGACUUGACGCUAUGCUUCGAGGAGCCAGCAGUUGUGCCCCAAAGCGAUGAAGUAUCUGCAGAUGCCAACGACGCCGCAAAUCCCGUGUACGGUGUGCGUUUUGGCAACACUAAUACAACGAAUACUGCGCCUUCAACCGUUUCAACGGCUGCGCGCGAGCCGCCCGGCUUUGAGCGCCCAACAGCUGCCGCCAAGCCAUCGACCGCCGGAGGUCCCUAUGCUGGAUUCGAGCGUCAGACCACCAGUGCUGUGCCUCCAGUGACAAACUCCAACUACGCUAGUGUCGUCGCUCCAUCUAACUUCAAUAACUUCAGUCAGUUCUGCAGCUACCACAAUCUGGCCUGUCAACUGUACCAUCAGCAGCAACAACAGCAGCAGCAACAACAGCAGCAGCAGCAACAGCAGCAGCAACAACAACAACAACAACAGCAGCAACGUCAAGUCGCCGGGACAGAGUCCUUGCCCUUGUCAAGCUCCAAUCUGUCGACAGUCACCCAAGUGGCAGCCACCCCGAUGGCCGCCGAUAUAACGCAGAUCUAUCAGCUGUUCGCGCCCCGUUUGCGUGCCAGUGCCGUGCCUAGUACGGUUUCAGCGGCCGCUCUGUUCUCGGUCUCGGCACCACAAACGGAGCAGCAACUGCUCCUUAUUUCUGUGUAG